AUGGCAGCCUUUGUUCCUCCAUCUCCUGCGGCGGCGACGACCCUACCGGCGGCCGGUUCAACCCCAACCGCCGCCGAGAAGCCAAAAGUUGACUACUUGAAUCUCCCCUGCCCCAUUGCGUACGAAGAAAUCCACCGCGAGGCCCUCAUGUCCCUGAAGCCAGAUCUCUUUGAGGGAAUGCGCUUUGACUUUACCAAAGGACUCAAUCAGAAGUUUUCUCUGAGCCACAGUUUGAUGAUGGGGCCGACAGAGAUUCCAUCUCAGUCAUCUGAAACAAUUAAAAUCCCCACUGCUCAGUAUGAGUUUGGUGCCAACUUUUUAGACCCUAAGUUAGUACUUAUGGGGAGAGUGAUGACAGACGGGAGAUUAACCGCAAGACUGAAGUGUGAUUUAACUGAGAAUCUUGCUCUGAGGGCCAAUGCUCAACUUACGAAUGAGCCACAUAUGUCACAAGGCAUGUUCAAUUUUGAUUUUAAGGGAUCAGAUUAUAGGACUCAGUUUCAACUAGGAAAUGGGGCUUUACUUGGCGCAAGUUACAUCCAGGCGAUAACUGAUUGCAUUUAUUUAUCUUUGCAGAGUGUGACUCCUCAUUUGUCAUUGGGUGGUGAAAUAUUCUGGGCUGGUCAACAUCGGAAAUCUGGCCUCGGCUAUGCUGCUCGUUACAGCACUGACAAGAUGAUUGCAGCCUGUCAAGUUGCUAGCACUGGUAUGGUUGCUCUGAGCUAUGUUCAGAAAGUUUCUGAAAAGGUUUCUCUAGCAUCAGAUUUUAUGUACAACGCAAUGUCUAGAGAUGUCACGGCCAGCUUCGGAUAUGAUUAUAUACUACGCCAGUGUCGAUUAAGAGGAAAGAUAGAUUCCAACGGUGUUGUGGCUGCUUUUCUGGAGGAGCGUUUUAAUAUGGGACUCAAUUUUAUUCUUUCGGCUGAGAUUGAUCAUAAGAAGAAGGAUUACAAGUUUGGAUUUGGUCUGACAGUCGGAGAAUAG
Messenger RNA from Striga hermonthica, 984 nucleotides. NCBI's taxonomy places the organism in Eukaryota, Viridiplantae, Streptophyta, Magnoliopsida, Lamiales, Orobanchaceae. The record is from the annotation of a GenBank genome assembly.